This is a messenger RNA of Symbiodinium sp. CCMP2456, 990 nucleotides long. The record is from the annotation of a GenBank genome assembly. NCBI's taxonomy places the organism in Eukaryota, Dinophyceae, Suessiales, Symbiodiniaceae.
AUGGCAUUACGUCGCCUUGGAAUCAAGUUUCGGUCAUGGUUUGCGAGUGAGAUUGAGGAUCGCUACCGCGACGUGUACUGCAAGCUUCACCCGGAGACGGAGAUUGUCUACACUGACUGCACGAAGCGUGCCCUGCAACCGCUCGCGCAAGAGCGGUCGGCUCACCCGUCUGCUUACCUGAUCUACUGCGCAGGCUUUCCAUGCCAACCAUUCUCAAACGCAGGCCUGCACUUGGGCAGCGAGGACCCAAGGUCUGACGUGCUGAGAGCAAUCUUGUCCACGGUCCGAGCUCUGUUGCCUAAUUUGGUGCUGCUGGAGAAUGUGGCUGAGCUUGUGCUUAACAAAAAGUACGAGGAUGUGAAAAACUACCUCUUCCGUGAGCUCGGCAAGAUCGCCGGCGGCGCUUACCAGAUCAGCCACAAGGUCAUGGACAGCCACGAGUACGGGGGAGUUCCUGCCAAACGCCGCCGAGUCUACGUGGUGGCCACCCUGACUCCGGGUCGGCGCUCUAUCAUGGUCUGGCCUUCGCCCAUUGAAGCUCCGCCGCUCAAGUCCAUCUUGGAGCACCGCAAGCCUGGGCAGACGGCGAAUCUCGAGGAGUUCAGCAAGACAUUCUUGAACAAUUUGUCCAAGGGCAUGGAGCUUAUCAAGAAGAAGUCCCCAGGUUUUAAAGUCUCAGACCCGUGGAUCUUGGACUUGGCACCCUCCGAUCAAUAUGGGCCCUCAGUGAAGUUCGACUGCUUCCCUACCGUCACUGUCUCGCACGCCAACUCUUACUAUGUGCUAUGCAAGAAAGACCUUGCAACGUGCAGGGAGAUUCUGGCAACACAAGGCAUUCGGUGGUCUGACUUACGACUUGCCCCUGGAGUAGAAAUCUCUGAACGAACUCUGAAGUGCAUGGCGGGCAAUGCCUUCACUCUCACGGUGGUCGAGCGCAUCUUCCAGGGAGUCCUGAACAAGAUCUUGCCGCAAGUCUCUAAGUCUAAAUGA